UAAAAUAAAUAGAAAAAGUGCUAUAAAAAAGAAAUAAAAAUAAUAAUAUUCAUCAAAAAGUUGGAAAAAAAAGUUACACUUUUAAUAGAUUGAUCGAAUUUGUUUCCCCUCAUUAGCAUUCAAUGUAUUAAUGUUGACGACGGAUUGCUGAAAAUACGGUGCUUUAGGCGCGCAAUUAAUACAAAUGCAGAUACAACGACACAUGUGUAAACAAUGAAGAGUAUUAUUCGUUAUUUUUCUAGUUAUAAUGGAAUUAAUUUUAUUUAUGUGAUAUUAGCUUAUACAACCGUACUUAUUAGCUCAGCAACAUCAACACCACCCUCUUGUGGACUUUAUGGAGCACCACCAUGUCGCUUUUUACCAGCACCACCUGGUCAGACUCCUUCAUGUGCUCGACCAGGUAAAACCUACUGUGAGCACAUAGACAACUAUCCAGCAUAUCUUAUUAAACAUCUCGUGCAUAAAUGGGGUUAUGAGGCCAAAAAUUUAUUGGUAGAUGAGACGUGGGAUGAUUUUGCAACAGUUGCGUGGCAUGACACACCCGUAUUUUAUGAUCCAGCGUAUAUUUUCCCCCAGCACAAUAAUAAUGGUAAAGAUUUUAAUGGAUACAACUAUGAGACACCGCCGUAUGGAAGUAGGAAUGGCAAUACAAACUACAAUGAUGAUCCAUAUCAUUUCUCAAAGUCAUCAACUACUGAAGGUCCCACAUAUCUUUUGUACACAUCGUCAGCAGGUCAGCGUUUAAACUUUAAUAAAAAUCAAGUUUCAUCAUUUGGCAGCAGUACAAUGAAAUCCACGCCCAACAAUCCAACGUUGUGGCUAAAGCGAAUUGUACGUGAUUUAAGUAAAAAGUCAAUACCAAGUCAAGGUGGCAAACCACCUCUUAUAAUUGAUACCACCGACGAGACUGAAGAAGAAACUUCAACGAAAUCAGCAUCAUCAUCAUCAUCUCAGUCGACACGUGAUGUCUCUUUAAAUAUGGAUCUCUGGGAUAUUGUGGGAGUGGAGAAGGGCACAAAUUCGCGUAUUAAACGCCAGAGUUCUGGACGAACUUCACUUUGUCAGACAACAUCCCAAUUUAUUACACCUCAAGCAGCUCUAAAUAGUAAAGGAAACUGGAUGUUUGUGGUAAAUGAAGCCAGUACAGCACGUCAAAUGGUUAAAGCCGAACUAUGCGCGUCGAAUACUUGCAGCAAUCUCUGUCAACUUCCCAAUGGUUACAAUUCUCGUUGUGAACAGAAAUUUGUGCAGAAACGCUUGAUUGCAUUGCAGGGCAACGGACAGAAUCUUUACACCGACACAUUUUGGUUCCCCAGUUGCUGUGUUUGCACAAUAUCCGCUAAUUAGAAUCUAAUGUACAUUUUUAUUAAUUAUUUCCAUUUUGUCAUACAAUCCUUAAACAAUUCGAUUACCUACUAUAUUCAUUACUUUUAAAACUAAUAAG
Calliphora vicina (urban bluebottle blowfly) is the source of this 1444-nucleotide messenger RNA. It is a transcript of the gene spz5, whose product is annotated as spatzle 5. Gene Ontology annotation, cellular component: extracellular region. Gene Ontology annotation, molecular function: growth factor activity; Toll binding. Bases 214 to 1347 code for a protein of 377 amino acids. The transcript has 7 exons. The record is from RefSeq and is a predicted model, not a curated record. Lineage: Eukaryota; Metazoa; Arthropoda; Insecta; Diptera; Calliphoridae. Gene Ontology annotation, biological process: central nervous system formation; innate immune response.